UUGCAAGUUCUUCAGUACAAUCACAGACCAAGGUAUCGAGCGGACGAAAUUAUUUGGCACUAAAUACAAUUUUUCGCGAAGAAACUCACACUCAAAAUAACUAAUAAUACGUGAGAAGAAGAGUUGCAAAAUAAUAUUGUGAGAAUCUAAUAAAUAAAAGAAUUGUGUUUCGCGUUUAUCUGUUAUAACUUUUUACACAAUUUUGUUAUAACAUUUAUUUUUAAACAAUAUGAGCGAGAAUUUGGAGCAAAUAGAAUGCGCUAAGGACGAUAAAGAAGAAAAAAGAAUGUGUUUCAUAGAUGAUAAAAUAAAGGAAAGGCGCUUCGAGUUUGCGAUACAAUGUCUGCGUAAAGUUAUAAAGAUCGAGAAAAAUAUUGUCUUAUGUCCAAAUAGCCUGUAUGACGGACUCUGUGCAAUGCUCGAUUGUAACAUUAAUAACCUAAAAGAACUCCUUAAACUAAAAAAUUUAUCGGGUGAUACGUUAAAAAAAUAUAUGCACAAUAAAAGAAAAAAGGAGUUAGAUAAAUGUGAAAACGCGUCUGACGCUUAUUAUAUUGCUGACUCUCUAUGUUGGAUUGAAAAUAAUUCAAAAUAUUCACAUCUUAAGAUUAAUCAUUGUUUCGACAAGUUUGAACAAAUACAUUUUACCGAGUCUCCGCAAGUGCAAAUAAGGGAAAUUAAUGCAAUUAUGAAGGAAUAUAUAUCAGGGAUCAUUUCUAAUCCCGUGGAACUGAACGAAAAUACCACGAAGAUAGAACUUAUAUUGACAAAUACUUUCCGUUUAGAUGAAAGAAAGUUCGAAGCAAUGCCAAUAGCCAGUUCAUCUGGCAAAUCAGCAAAAAGGAUUUUUUUAGAACGAAAGUGCAGAAGCUCCUUCUCGCCCGAAUUUAAAAUGCAUGUGAGCGAGUUUCCCCACGAGAAAAGUGACACAUCGCUAUAUAUAUUGUUACCGGCUUCGUUUAUUUCAAAGCAAUGGAAGAUCAAAGAAAAUAUCAGACACGAUGACCUACGCCGUUUGACCGAUCAUUUUUCGGACUAUGAGAAUAUCAUGAAAUUGCGGGAGCUGCUCAAGACGAUAUCGAAGAAAGAAGAUGAUACAGAUCUCCUGACAUGCCCGGUCUUCGAGUUGGAAAUAAGUCUGAAAAUCCAUGACCUGCUUAAGGCCUUCGAAAAAUCAUCCGGCAGUUCGAGAAAUAGGAGCAAGGAACACAUAAUCCAAGGUGUGCACCGUGCUUGUGUCAAAGUUUCGGAAGAGAACACCAAAGCUGGUGGAAUUAACGUGAUCUGUAAAGAACGAGCGUUCUUACCGAGUCCCAGAAAAGUCUAUGUGGAUUGCGAUUAUCCGUUCAUCUGGUUCAUCUAUGAAAAAGAAAUUCAAGAAAUUCUCUUUAUAGGUGUUUGUGAAAAAUCCGACAAGUUCUAAGUUGGACGGUCGUAUAUAAAUUAAUUGGUCCAUCAUGAGAAAUUGCGAUGGCAAAAGUGUAUUGGAAAAUGACGUAAUUAUGAAAGCGAUUUACAUUUUUUCUCUUUCUCGAGUCAACUUUUUAUUACGAGAAUUCAUUAUAUGUUAUUCUCGAUUUAUUUUAUUAGGGUUUUCUAUUAAUCGUAGCUUAAUUAAUGAAAUAAAUCACUCUCUUCGUCAUUCAAAUUUAAUAUUUGCUUGUUAUUAAAAUUAUAGAUUUUCGAAACUCGAGAAUGAGAGAAAGGUUCGUAGUCUGCAAAGAUCUUUUUGAAAAUUUCUGCGAUGCUCGUAAAUUUAUUUUUGUAUUGGAAUACAAUUUUAUUUUUAUACUUUAUAAAU
Molecule: messenger RNA, 1801 nt
Organism: Nylanderia fulva
Lineage: Eukaryota; Metazoa; Arthropoda; Insecta; Hymenoptera; Formicidae
Product: leukocyte elastase inhibitor-like
Molecular function (GO): serine-type endopeptidase inhibitor activity
Source: RefSeq, a predicted model, not a curated record